UGCCUGCUGUGAGAGGACACAGUACAGUAGGGGUCCGUCCGUCUCUGCCGCCAUCUCUGGAGGAGGGCUGGCGCCGGGCACACGUGGUAGAGGCGGGCAGUGGGCGGGCGUCUGUCCAGGACGAGGCAGAGGGACCGGGAAGACGAAAGUGAAGGGAAUCCACAGGAGCUGGAAACGAAACUGACAGGGAGCGGUCGUGUGGAUCCAGCCGCCCUCAGCCGGGUAUGUCAGGUGACCGCCGUUACUGAGGCAGACAGGGGCCGUUACAGCAUCACUGACCACCGCAAAAAUGCUGGAGCCUGAGAAAGAGCUUGUUUCAAAGAUGCUGCGGGCGGUGUUGCAGUCCAACAAAAAUGGUGUAGCUCUGCAUCGCGUGCAACAUGAAUACAAAGCACUUACUGGUGAUUGGAUUCCUUUCAAGGAAAUGGGUUUUUACACACUUGAUGCCUACCUGAAAGCUAUCCCAACAGUUGUAAGGAUGGAUAUCUGCCGGACUGGUGAGGUAAUGUGUCAUGCUGUGGUCUGCAGAGAGACUGCCCAGAUUGCAGAGCUUGUGGCUUGCCAAAGAAGCUCAAAGAAGAAAUCUGGUGGUCAAGUAAACUGCCACAUGAGAUUGAAGUACUCCACCCCGAUAACACAUAUUGGAAAACCUAAAGCAGUUCUUAGAAAACCAGGUUUUUCACCACAGCAAGACAGAAUAAGAAAACCCGUACCUUUGGUUACAAGAGGAAAGGGUAAUGUUUGGAGCAGCCGGCCAUCAAUAGACCCUACUCCUGUUCAUGUAGCACCUGUUUAUGCAUGUGGACUUGUUCGGGAGGUUCAGAUGCAGAGACCACCAACCAUUACCAGCCGGCCUGAAAAGAGAGUUAAUGUUCCACCCCGAUUCCAGAAAGAAGUCAACCUAUAUACAGUACCUCACCCUGUCACAGACUCUAAUGCAAAUGAGACAACGCAUUCUGGCAAAGCUCCUCUGCUGGGCAAUUUCCAUCCCAACCUGCCCAUAAUUCAGAGCAACCUGCGUGAUCUGUUCAGCAAACACAGCAACGGUAUUUUUUUAUCCAAGCUGCCAUAUGUAUACAAGGAGACCUUCAAGCAUGAUCUGGGUGAUGAAGUCUUGAGACAAGUUGUGAAUUGGAGCCACAUAUGCAUGGCACAGACGCUCAUAAGCAAUGGCCAUACUGAAGUCAUUCUAUGUUCCCCCACUAAAAAGCCACAGAUGCCUCAAAAGACUACCCAGCAACGAAACAGCGAUCAGGUUAAACCAAAUCCUACCCUUGGCCAGACGAAGCCUGCGUCACCCCAGAAGCAAACUGCAAAUCCUGUACCUCAUUCUGAACUUAAGCAAAAGGUUUCUGAACUCUUGACCCACUACUGCAGUGGUCUCUGGUUACAUGCACUCCCCAAAGUCUUUGAGGACACUUUCAAAAUGAAAUUUCCCUCUGGCGCUCUUGAUAUAAAUGCACUUUCUGAAAUAUCAAGUGUGGAUGUUAUUUCGGAAGAUCCAUACAAAGCAAUCCUGUACCCAAAGAGCCCACAAAGCGAAGGGCAAAAUCGGAACCUUGCGGUCACGAAUGGAAGACAGAAACGUGAUGAUGAACCAUGUCCAAUGGAACAGUCAGAAGAACAAAUUGAUUUAGAUAUGGCUCCUCCACCACUGGUUAUACCAUCAGAAGCCUCCCCCUCCGUUCUGGUUGUUGAAUUAAAUAACACAGAGGAGGUUGUAAUACGGUAUGUUGGCAAGGACUACUCUGCUGCACAAGAACACAUGGAAGAUGAGAUGAAGGAGUUCUACAACACAAACGCGUCACCUGUCAGACCGAGCUCCUUAAAAGUGGGACAACUUGUGGCAGUUAAGGCAGAUGAGGAGGCAUGGCUGCGCGCUCAGAUACUGUCUGUAGAACAAAACAAAAUUAAGAUUUUGUAUGUGGACUAUGGAUUCAAUGAAGUUGUGGAUUGCACUAAAGUUUGUCGGCUGAGCAAACAAUUUUACUCUCUCCCAUUCCAGGCUGCAAAAUGCAGACUAGCAGGUUUGGAAGCUUUCUGUGAUGACCUAGUUCUUGUGAAGGCCGUGGAGGUGAAAGCCUGUGGUAAAAUUCUUGCUGUUGAGAUUCUUCAGAAAGCAGAGAAGCCACUAGUGAUACUCUAUGACACAUCGGGGGAUGACGAUAUAAACAUAAAUGCCAUGUGUCUUCGGGAGCUGUCUGAUCAUUCUUUGAGUCUACAGUUGAAGGUGAAUGCUUCCUACACAAAUGUGAAUGUGACCAACGUUUGUUCUGAUGGGACGUUGUUUUGUCAGGUCCCGUCAAAAGGUCUGACGAAACUUAGCGAGACACUGCAUAAAGUUGAAGCUGAAUUUAGUUCAAAGACUGUUACUUCUGAUUUAUUUGUAUCCCUUCCAUUCUGUGGGAAAAUAUGUUUGUUCUACAGCAAGGGGAAAUGGGCACGUGUGGAGAUAACAAGUGUCCACAGCAGUCGAGCUCUAGAUGUUCAGUUUCUAGAUUCUGGAACAAUUGCUUCGGUGAAGGUGUCCGAACUGCGAGAAAUUCCAUCUUCCUUUCUACGAGAGAUAAUCUCCAUACCACCUCAGGCCACAAGAUGCUGUCUUGCUGAUCUUCCUCUUAACAUUGGUAUGUGGACACCAGAUGCAGUUUUGUGGCUCCGAAACACUGUUUUAAAUUGUUCCGAAUGUAGCAUCAAGGUAGUGAAAAUAGACGAAGCAAAAAGCAUGGUGUACGUUUAUCUCUUCACAUCGAGGCUUUCUCUUGAUGCUGAACGCAGCAUUAAUCGGCAGAUCACCAAUGAAGAGUUGUGGAAGCAGCAGAAGACCGUAUUGCCCAGUACUGUAUCAACUUUGGCAAAAGGUGGAGCAGAUGCUGGAACACAAGCUGUGGUGUCCCGGAAAGAUCAAAGCAGCAUAACAAAGAAACCUGCCGUAGAGCAAGUCACCACCGGCACUACCUUAAGUUUGCCUCCACCUCUACCUCUGCCUAAGUCUGGUGAGCACAUUGACAUCUUUGUGUCCGUGGCUUGCCAUCCUGGCCAUUUCGUCUUCCAGCCUUGGAAGGAGCUGCACAAGUUGGAAGUACUUAUGGAGGAAAUGCUAUUACACUACAGCACUACUGAAGAGAAGCGGAUAGACAUGGAGAAAAAUAAAUUGUAUGCUGCAAAGGUGGAUAACAAGUGGUACAGGGUUCUUUUGACAGGAAUCCUAACAAAUGGUCUUGUGUCUGUGUAUCAGCUUGAUUACGGUCGCCAUGAGCUUGUUAAUUCCCGGCAAGUUCAGCCUCUGACUGAUAAAUUCAGACAGUUACCGUUUCAGGCUGUAACAAGUCAGCUAGCAGGUGUCAAGUGUGAGCAGUGGUCUGAGGAGGCUGCCAUUGUGUUCAGAAACCAUGUGGAAAAGAAGCCUCUCGUGGCGCUUGUACAAGAGAUUCAUGAAAGCGCUAACCCCUGGAAUCGGAAGGUUGUGGCUUACAUUGUGGACACCUCUUUACCAGACACUGAUAUCUGGAUUCAUGACCUCAUGUCAGAGUACCUUGUUGAGCUUUCCAAAUCUGACUGAUGUCUUCUCUCCAUAGUCCGCCGCAGGUCAAGCAGCAAUAACUAACAUGCAUAUAGAAAUCUUUUAAGACGUUCACAUGUUCACUACACUGUUCGGAUGUGAUGAACGUUACAGAGUUUGAAUAAAUUAAGUUUGUUUCCUGUGAAAUAUACUUAACAGAGUCAUUUUGUUUACAUUGUUUAAAAGGAUUUGAUUUUGUCUGAAAAUUUGCAAAUUGUUUCAUAAUGUAGCUGUGUAAAGUUUGAAUAUAAUGCAAAUUGUAACAUUUAUUUAACAAUAAAAGGCAAGGAAGUGC
Molecule: messenger RNA, 3857 nt
Organism: Bufo bufo (common toad)
Lineage: Eukaryota; Metazoa; Chordata; Amphibia; Anura; Bufonidae
Gene: TDRD7
Product: tudor domain containing 7
Exons: 17
Coding region: 290-3562 (1090 amino acids)
Biological process (GO): lens morphogenesis in camera-type eye; lens fiber cell differentiation; spermatogenesis
Source: RefSeq, a predicted model, not a curated record